AUGGAGGCACUAUUUAAAGGCUCUUCUUAUCUCUUACCUUCCUCUAAACCUCCAAAAACCAUUACCAUGUUAGCAUCAAACCCUCUUCGUUUCAAUUUCCCAAAUCACCACCUUUCUUCAUCCUCAUCGUUUUCACGCCAAUUUUCUCUACAAAAUAACCCCAGAAAAUCAUUCUCACUCAUUAUGAAUGCCCGGAAGAAAGAUAAGAAAGAAGAUACUCAUAGCUUUGUGCCCAAAUCAUAUGAAGCCACCGGCUUCUUCCCUGAAUCUGUUCUUCUUAAAAAGAAGACAGUUGAGGAGGAUGGUAAACUUCUUCCGGAGUUUGAAGAUGAUGAUGAAAGAAAGCUCUAUGAAUCCCUAAAGCUUGACGUGGAAACUGAUAUGGACGUUGAACUAUUGCGCCACUAUGAGAUUGUUUACUUGAUUCAUGAGAAACAUGCAGAAGAGGUUGUAGCUGUUAAUGAGAAAGUUCAAGACUUUUUGAGGGAGAAGAAAGGAAGAGUAUGGAGAUUCAGUGAUUGGGGUAUGAGAAAGUUGGCUUACAAAAUCCAGAAAGCUAAUAACGCACACUACAUUUUGAUGAACUUCGAGAUGGACGCCAAAUAUAUCAACGAGUUGAAGACUUUGCUGGACAGAGAUGAAAGAGUUAUUCGACACCUAGUGAUAAAGAGGGACGAAGCAAUCACUGAAGAUUGCCCUCCUCCUCCCGAGUUUAAUACUUUUGUUGGUAACACAGAUGAUGAAGAAGAAUCGGAUGAUGAAGGAGAAUGGGAUGAUGAAGACGAGGAAGAUGGAUCUGAUUAUGAUGAUAUUGAGGGUGGUGAUGGAAUUUUCAUUAUAGACGAUGAUGAUUUGGAAAUAUCAGAGGGCCAGAAAAUAGCAUAAUGAGGAUUGAGAAUGUAGGUAGAUAGGUGUUUGUUUUUUUAAUCUUGAAUUUUUUUUCAUUUUUUGUUCCUUUUUUCGUUAGAAUAUAAAGCAGUUCUGAACAUUAUGGCUUUACAUAUAUAUGGAAAUCAAAGUGCUAUCCAAUUUCUUGUUUAA
Medicago truncatula (barrel medic) is the source of this 1041-nucleotide messenger RNA. RefSeq lists its product as uncharacterized. NCBI's taxonomy places the organism in Eukaryota, Viridiplantae, Streptophyta, Magnoliopsida, Fabales, Fabaceae. The transcript is spliced from 5 exons. Gene Ontology annotation, biological process: translation. Gene Ontology annotation, cellular component: small ribosomal subunit; ribosome. The record is from RefSeq and is a predicted model, not a curated record. Bases 1 to 885 code for a protein of 294 amino acids. Gene Ontology annotation, molecular function: structural constituent of ribosome; small ribosomal subunit rRNA binding.